GCGCGGCUCAGUCCUCGCACACCACACUCACUGCGCGAGUCCCCCCUGCAUCAGCAGCCAUCCGGCGCGACUCCGUCUCUCGGACACCAUCGGCACGACUGCUGUUGCUCUCUAUAACCCCUACAGUGCGCGUGUGCUGCUGCAGAAGGUCUGCUGUGCUCUGUGAUCGUCGAGUCGCCGGUGUCCGGUUGUGUAUCUCGUAUAUAAACUCGUAUACAGUGCGGUUAAUUUAUAUAUAUAUAUAUAUAUAUAUACACGACACUCGCUGCUGCUAUCUGCUUGCACCCCUUCUCCCCACCCCGCCAGAGCAGACGUUCUUGGCCCCCGCAGCCGACACCCGUUGUGGAGAGGACCUGCCGCUGUGCAACGUCGACUGGAGGUCUGCGCUGUACCUGGCUUCGAUCUGCUCGCGUGCACUCGUACUCUCGCGUCGACGUGCGUGCUCCGAUACUCUGCUUCAUGGUGGUCUGCUGAGAGCUGCUGAGCUCCAGGUUAGACUCUGACUGGUGUCUCCUGUCGCUAGAAAGGCCUCUACACAUGCUGACCCCCUGGUUCGUCUUCGCCUAGCAGGCAGAGUGCUAACCAGCCUGCGUUGGCUCUGCGUGUGCAUCCUAGGGGAACAGUGCCGCAUGUGUCAUCAGUGUCAAUAUCAUUGGUCGCUGUGCCCAGUGCAUACAGCAGGACUGAUGUGCCAGAACAGGCUGUCGCUGCUACUGCUGCCUCCAAUCUACCUGUAAUAAUAACGACUCUCCUAGACCCAGUACAGAGAGUGUGAUGCCCGGGAGCCGCUCCAGCACGGACCCCGAACACAAGUCCCCUAGGGAAAGUGGUGAGGACUCCGAAGAUGAGAGCGAAAUCCUGGAGGAAAGCCCCUGCGGGCGGUGGCUCAAGCGUAGAGAGGAGGUGUACGUAGGUUCCAAAUCAACGUUGAGCGAUGGCACAAACUUCAGCACCGCGAAGAGCGCUGACAACGAAGUAGCCGAGUCGGAGAUGGAGCAGCAAGAUUUACCGGGAAUAGACUGCGCUUACCUAGCCAUGGAUACCGAGGAAGGUGUAGAGGUCGUCUGGAACGAGGUGCAGUUCUCAGAACGCAAAAAUUUCAAAGCACAAGAAGAAAAGAUUCAGCUGGUCUUUGAGAACCUCACACAACUCGAGCAUCCAAAUAUUGUUAAGUUUCAUAGGUAUUGGACGGACACCCAUAAUGACAAACCUCGCGUUAUUUUUAUAACGGAGUAUAUGUCGUCUGGGUCUUUAAAACAGUUCCUAAAACGAACGAAACGCAACGUCAAAAAACUACCGUUACAGGCGUGGAAGCGGUGGUGUACUCAAAUUCUUUCUGCACUUAGUUAUUUGCAUUCCUGUUCACCUCCCAUAAUUCACGGAAAUUUGACUUGCGACACGAUAUUCAUCCAGCACAACGGUCUAGUCAAGAUCGGCUCUGUGGCCCCAGAUGCGAUCCACCAUCACAUAAAGACCCACAGGGAAAACAUGAAGAAUAUGCAUUUUGUUGCUCCAGAAUAUGGAAAUUCAGCAACACCUGCCAUUGAUAUCUACUCAUUUGGUAUGUGUGCGUUAGAGAUGGCCGCUUUAGAAAUUCAGGGUAAUGGAGACAGUGGCACUGUCGUUACAGAGGAAAAUAUCAACAAAACGAUAGAGUCGCUCGAUGAUGCACAGCAAAAAGACUUUAUUCGAAAGUGUCUUCAAUCAGAUCCACUGAGCAGACCUAGUGCUAGGGAGCUGCUUUUUCACCCAGUCCUCUUUGAAGUUCAUUCAUUAAAGUUGCUUGCAGCGCACGCUUUAGUCAACUCAGCCACAAAUAUCUCUGAAACUAUAACAGAUGAAGUACUGCAAAGGCUAUACGGUCCAGACACUGUUGUUGCCGAGAUUAAAUAUCAAAACAGGCCUCCUCAUCAAAUUCGUCUUAGUGAUAUACCUGUAGCAGAGAAAUUGGAAAAGUUCGUCGAGGAUGUAAAGUAUGGAAUUUAUCCGUUGACCGCAUUUAUGGCUAAGCUUCCACCGCCUGUCAGGCCUCGGGCAAUAUCCCCUGAAGUCACUGAGUCAGUGAAGUCAGUAACUCCAGAGCCCGUUGACGUGGAGUCGCGUAGAGUAGUCAACAUGAUGUGUAACGUCAAGCCUAGAGAAGAAAGCUGCGAGUUACUCAUGACAAUAUUAUUAAGAAUGGAUGAUAAAAUGAAUCGGCAGUUAACUUGUCCAGUGACACAAGCAGACACGUCAAUGCUACUAGCACAGGAACUUGUACACUUCGGCUUCAUUAACGAAGACGAUCGGGAUAAAAUAGCAAACCUGAUCGAUGAAGGGUUACGCAGUUGUUGUAGCAAACAACAAAUGUUGAGUCCGGGCCUCGUUUCGCUCACGAACCUGCCCAACCAAACGACGCUGUUGCUGCCUGGUCCUGAGUUUCCACGACUUCAGCGACUCGAAGAUGUGAAACAGCCUUCCCCCGCGAAGAACGUCGAACCAGCUACAAGGCCAUAUUUACAGCAGCAGCCGACACAGCAGCGACGUCAUGAGCCUGAUAAUGCGGAACCUCAGACGAUCGCGGGUGAGGUCGGUAGUUAACCACCGGCUGUCUACCGAUCCGUUUUUGUCUCGACUCCACUAUUGUGCCACUUUGCACGCUCCAUGUAUAGACUGGCUAUGUAUUUUUAUAUUUUAAGUAAGACGAUGAUAAAGGAGAGUAUGAGAAGAGAAAUAUUGAUAUACAAAACGCUAUCGCAGAAUGUAGAGAACUGGAACUUUUUAUGUUUAUUAGGAUCGAUACAUAGUUAUUAUAUAAUAUCUAAUUAAUACUUUAUUUUCUCUAAUUAUAAAUUAAUCAUUAAUUGCAUUCAAAAUUAAAACAAAUAAAUAUUCAUUUAGGGUUUAUGUUUUAAAUAUAUUCUUAACGAUUAUUUUAAUGAUUAUCAAAUUUUAAUAACUAUCGAUCAAUUAAAGGCUUAAAAGUUUAAAGUGAAAAUCUAUAAGAGUUCUCUGUUGUAAAAAUAGCAAGGGUGAUAUAAGAGGAAAAAAGAAGGCUAAGAGCCCCGUGGCUUACUUUGAUACGUACAUUAGGUUUUUUCCACAUAAAAUCUACGUUUUUUCUUUUUUUUCUUCGAGCGAUCAGUAAUAAACAAGUUCUAGAACUGUACAAUUUGAUUUGAACGUUAUUGAAAUAAGUUUAAUUACUAACCGAUCUAAAAAAAUUUUGCACUUGACGGACUGCCGGCUUGAUUUGACCUCAUUGUAUACAUGACGUAAUUUUGGUAAUAACAAUCUUGCUAAUUCAUUCGUUGAUAUAACAAAUUUUCCUUUGAGUAUCAGUUUCAAAAGCUGUUUAAAUAAUUGGUUUAACUGCAUUAAUUUAAAAAGUUUUAAAAGUUUUUGAAAGCCCAAGGAUCAAACGUUCGAAUUGAUGAACAGUACUAGAUGUAAAUGAAACAGCAAUAGGAACGGACUGAGGAUAUCUUGAUAAAUUAUUUUUAAAUCUAUAACAAUUUCAAAGAUUUCAAUUGCAUGGCAUUAUAGUUAAAAAAAAGCUUCAGAUUUUUAAAAUAUUAAAAUUGGCUGCUUGAUAAAUUGUGCGAACAUUUUUAUGCUCAGAAGUUACUUAUUAAGAAUGCAUUUGAAAUAUGUGUAUUAUAGAAUCAUUUUUGCAGCCUUUACAUAAGAUUAAAUCACUUUGAUAGAAUGCUACGCUCAUCUUAAGGUAACGAAAAUUAAGAUGUUCGCAUUGUUCCGUUCCAGUACAUUACUUGUAAAGAUUAUCUUGUAAAUGUACGGCGCUUUGUGCCGUCCUCGUUUUUCAUAGAAAACUUAAAACUAAUAAUACUAUUAACAAUAAAAUAAAUAAUGAAUAUUAAUAAAGGAAGAGAGAAGAAUAAGAGAUAAAACAAUCCGAUGGAUCGUAAUAUAAUCCAUGUCUCGCACAAAGUAAAUAGAAAAAAGAAACCCUCUGGCCAGCGGUGCGAAUCGUAUUAACGAAGUCGCUAAAAAAUGAUAUACUUGAAGUAAAUAAAAUGCUAUAUACCACGAGUCUCCCGAGAGAUAAUUUUUACGGCAAUAAACAUUGCCGAAGAUAGUAGCCACGGGAGCGGCGAAAACUUGGGUAUUAUUGAUGUGAUGCAACCAAGGUUAUUAAAAGAAUUCCUUGUAAUUUUUUUCUUUGUCUCUUCCUCUUUCUCUCCUCUUAUGAGCAAAUACUUCGACGAGGAAGAGAAAAAUAAAAACACCGUUUGUAUCCACUUAAAUAUUCAAUCAAACUUUGUGAUAUAGAUAAAUAUUCUUUUAUCUACUAAUGGAUAAAUAUACAUUCGUGCGUAUCAAUAAACGCGAAUUGAGUAUAUAAAAUACUUUCAUGAAUAUCUUGAUUUCUAUGAUGGUACAUUAAACUUAUUUAUUCAGUUUGAGCAGCCGCUAAGUACUUGACGAGCAUGAUGUUUUACGAUCAAACAUUUUAAAUUUUUUAUUUUUGAUAUAUUUUUAAGAUUUUAUAAACCCUAUUCUGAAUCGUUCGACUUUAAAUAAAUUUUUAAGUUCAGAUAUAAAGAACGUAGAACAAGAAUAAUGAAAGUUGAUAUAUCAAUUAGUUUUAGCAUACUUUAAUAUUCAAAUCAGUCGACGUUUUAAAGGAGGACAUAUAGAGUAAGGAAGAGACAACGAAAAAGGGAAAUCCUUGUAAAUAAUUAUAUUUUUAAGAGAAUCUGUCAACACAGAAAACUAGUCAUAUAGUUAUAUUCGAGUGCUAAACGGACUAACAUACCGACCUCGUUACGUCUUUUUUGCAUUUACAAUAACACGCGCUUGGCCAAGAUGGGAGAGAAAGAUUGUGAAAAAGGAUGUAAUGUAAAACGGAAACUGCGAUCGGAUGAUAAUAAGAAAGAGAGAAAGAGAAAUGGAGAGUGCUUGCAUGAAUGAGUGUGAAUGAGAAAAACCGAGAGAGAAAAUACUGCUCCAUUUUCAUACCUCUAUAGAAAGAAAAAAAAAACAAAUUGUUGCAUUUUCAUAAGAAAAAA
Molecule: messenger RNA, 5012 nt
Organism: Nasonia vitripennis (jewel wasp)
Lineage: Eukaryota; Metazoa; Arthropoda; Insecta; Hymenoptera; Pteromalidae
Gene: Madm
Product: nuclear receptor-binding protein homolog
Exons: 12
Coding region: 775-2580 (601 amino acids)
Biological process (GO): endoplasmic reticulum to Golgi vesicle-mediated transport; protein phosphorylation; intracellular signal transduction
Cellular component (GO): cytoplasm; endomembrane system
Molecular function (GO): protein serine/threonine kinase activity; ATP binding
Source: RefSeq, a predicted model, not a curated record